Messenger RNA from Hevea brasiliensis (rubber tree), 1043 nucleotides. Its product is annotated as peroxygenase-like. The transcript is spliced from 6 exons. Gene Ontology annotation, molecular function: monooxygenase activity; calcium ion binding. Bases 147 to 833 code for a protein of 228 amino acids. The record is from RefSeq and is a predicted model, not a curated record. NCBI's taxonomy places the organism in Eukaryota, Viridiplantae, Streptophyta, Magnoliopsida, Malpighiales, Euphorbiaceae.
AGCAUGAGGCAACCAUCUGUCUCUGCUCGGCAUGGCUGCCACGCAACCCAUGGAAACGUUUCCUUUAGACAAACCAGCUACAUAUAGGCUAAAGAGUGUGAAGGCGGAAGAUUGUAGUGCUCAGUAAAGAGAAACCAUAAACAGAUAUGGCUAAACAGAUUGAGGAUGCAUUGGCAAGAGCAGCACCUCUUGCACCUGUUACUUAUGAGAGACCUGUUCCGGAUGACUUGGAGGAUACACUGCGUAAGCCUUACGUGGCAAAAGCAUUGCAAGCUCCUGAUACAGAACAUCCUCAUGGAACACCAAGACAUAAGCAUUAUGGCAUGACUGUCCUCCAGCAGCAUGUUGCCUUUCCGUGGGAGACUUAUAGUGGAUUUUGUGCAAUUGGAUUCAAUCCAGUUUUCACUCUUAUCAUGGCUGUUGCCAUCAAUGGAGCCUUGAGCUAUGCUACAUUGCCUGGAUGGUUUCCUUCCCCCUUUUUUCCCAUAUACAUACACAACAUACAGAGAGCCAAGCAUGGGAGUGAUUCAGGAACAUAUGACACCGAAGGAAGAUUUAUGCCUGUGCAUUUUGAAAACAUUUUCAGCAAGUAUGCUAUUACAGUGCCUGACAAGCUGACCUUCGGAGAACUCUGGGACAUGACAGAAGGACAGCGACUCGCCUUUGACCUUUUUGGAUGGAUUUCGGCCAAGUUAGAGUGGGUGAUCCUCUACAUUCAUGUAAGAGAUGAAAAAAGCUAUCUGUCUAAAGAAGCUAUUCGGCGCUGUUAUGAUGGCAGCUUGUUCGAGUAUUGUGCUAAAAUGAACAUGGGAAGUGAGGCUAAGAUGCGUUAAUGGCUGCCAUAACUAAUGAUACUAGCGUAAUAAGUUGAGUGUCUUUACCUUGUGUGGAUAUUGCAAACCAGCCUAGGUUAGUAUCUAGCUAGAAGCCUAGAACUAGCAAAGAAAAGGUCAAUUAAAUAUGGUAGUGAGAGUUCUUCAACAUCCAACUUGUGUAUCAAUCUUCAAGUUUGUGAAGUCAGCAUUUCCUCUUUUCGGCUAUAA